AUGCGUUCCAGAUUAUUAGCAAUUCACAAAGGAUUUGCAAGUAUAUCACAGAGCAGAAAAUUGUCUACAAAACCUUCUCGAUGUCAGCCCCACAUGAACGAACUGCCCGUGCCCUGUGGGCCAUGGGACCCAUGGUACAGACAAAAACAAAGGUUCUAUAUGAGGCAUUUUUUGUUGGGACUCGCUUGGUGGCUGUUCUCUUUUGGUUUGGCCAUAUACACUGAUAGUUUAUAUCUCAACUUUUCCCCGCCAGCAUUUCCAUCUCCUCCUAGCGAUUUUGUGGAAGAGUGCGAUGAUUCUGAUACGUGA
Danaus chrysippus (African queen) is the source of this 309-nucleotide messenger RNA. The record is from the annotation of a GenBank genome assembly. Lineage: Eukaryota; Metazoa; Arthropoda; Insecta; Lepidoptera; Nymphalidae.